Molecule: messenger RNA, 1834 nt
Organism: Coniophora puteana RWD-64-598 SS2
Lineage: Eukaryota; Fungi; Basidiomycota; Agaricomycetes; Boletales; Coniophoraceae
Exons: 4
Coding region: 78-1550 (490 amino acids)
Molecular function (GO): phosphoprotein phosphatase activity
Source: RefSeq, a predicted model, not a curated record
CUCUCCAACCUUCUCCUUCCCGCUCCGCUACUUCUCCUUCUUCCAUCAGGCACAAUCAUACCUCCGCGGCACCGUCUAUGCGCCUGGCUCCCGGGCCCUCGGACGCAUACUAUGCCAUCAUUCAGGAGGUCUCCCGCCCGCUCCGCGAUCCGACCGCUGUGCAUUCCAAGAAGCUGCUCGUGCUCGAUCUGAACAACACGCUGCUCAUCUACGACUAUUGGGUCGAAAAGGUCUCGGCCUCUCGCCCAUCGUCGCCAAUGCUGUCUAGCAUCAUUGCAACACCCGUGGAAAUGCAACGGUCGCAAUCGCCCCACCCGACAGAGCAGCCCACCGACGAGGUCUACUACACCUGGACGAUCGCACGGCCAUAUGUGCCUGCGUUCCUCGACUACAUAUUCCAUCCCCAGACACGUGAAUGGCUGGACACGCUCGUGUGGUCCUCGACGGGCGAUGCGCUUGUCAAGGACAUGAUGGACACCGUGUUUGGGGACCGCCAAGGGAUGCUCAGGGAUGUGUGGGGCAAGAGUCAGUUAGGGAUGACAGGCAAAGGCAAUCAUCGGAGGUGGAACACGUUCAAGGAUUUACAGCGCGUUUGGGACGAGAUCAAGCCCGGCGGUGCCCCUGGUUCUCCGUUGCCUACUGAAUCGUCAAGCGGGACCACGGCUUUCUCACCGCGGACGACCAUACUACUGGACGACUCGACACUGAAAGCACGCAUGCAGCCAUUUAAUCAUCUUUCUCUCCUGCCCUACACGCGCGAAAUCUGGCUCAGCGAUAUGCACGCUGCUGCGAAGGACCGUAUGGCUGUGAAAGGAGGGGACCAGAAGGCGAAGAACGCGUAUUCCCGUGUGCUCGAGAGCGGGCUCGACCCCACCAUGCUGGCUAUCGUGGGUUUGAUCGAGGAGAUGAAGGGGGAGAGCAACGUCGCGAGCUGGAUCAGAUCGGGCGGUGUUUGGCAUUCGUCGUCAGAUGGCGGUCAGGGUAGAGACGAAGGCGAGAGUCAGAGCCCAAGCGCGACCGGAUCGAGUGGUGCGGAGUCCCCCGUGUCCCCUGCGCCUGGGUCCGCCGUGUCGUCGUCCGGGUCGCCUCUGACAUCCGCGCCCGUGUCCCCUGGCACGGAUAACGAGAAGAAGACCUCGGUGAUGACGUUUGUCUCGUCACGCUCGCCCCCUGCGAGCCGCUCUGGCUCGGGUCACGCGUCGGCACCCACGUCCGGUACCCCACAGUUUGCGCAGUCUCUCCCUCCCUCCUUGUACGCAGCGGACUGGUCGUCGCGCACCCACGCACAGCCUCAUACUGCGCAGUACCCGCAUUCGCACCUCGAAUCACGCCUCCAGGCUCCACAGGACAAGGACGAGAAGCGGCACGAUAACUGGUUUACGGACCGUGCGAAUCGUGACUUCUGGGUGCAGCGCGGGUGCGCUGUGCUCGAGGAGAUGAGGAUCGAGAUUAGGCAUGGCGACGGCGAUCACGCCGCGGUUGUUGGCCAGAAGGUGAUGGAGAGGGAGGUGGGUGGAGAGGACGCUGUAGUGCUGCAGGCGGCGCUUUAGGCGGCUGAUGCCGCCAUGGACGAGAACUUCGCUUGAUACCCCCCGAUUGACUGCUGUGCUGCACUAGAAGAAUUGUGGAUUCCGUGUCGUUUGCUAGUGCUUUCCCCUUGUGCUUCUUUUUUGUCUGUUGCUUUCAUGUUUUUGCUUUCAGACUUCCAUGCUGCUUUCCCCAAAGUCCGGUCACGUACAUCGUCAUGUAUAUCAGGAAAUCGCACUCGCGUGUACAGUUGUAAAUUACGCAUGUAUUAAUGUUGCUUGAUUGUUAUAGCAGUGAUGCAUUGACG